UGUCGGCAGGUGGAGGGAGAAGGGAAAGUUUGGCCCGUGCGUGGGGCUGGGGUGGAGGGCGGGACAGAGGGGCUGGGCCGAGGCGAAGCUCCUGUCGCUUCUGCAGCGGAGGCCGAGGCCGGGACCUAAGCUGGGCCGGGGAGUGCCGGUCGCGGAGGAGCAGGAGGCGAGGUCUGCCGGAGCUUCGAGCCCCCGCUGCUCUGCCGCGCGGUGACCCCGCGCCCGGGCGCCGUCCGACCCGUGGCUGUUCCCGAGGCGGUUGGUGGGGGCGCGGCGGCAGCGGUUGGGGGUGGGGAGAGGCGCGGCGAGGAGAAGAGAGAGGUCAGCGAGUUUGAGGGAGGACUGAGAGCCUUGCCGCCGUCAUGUCCGAGGACUCGAGCGCCCUGCCCUGGUCCAUCAACAGGGACGAUUACGAGCUGCAGGAGGUGAUCGGGAGUGGAGCAACGGCUGUGGUCCAAGCAGCGUAUUGUGCCCCUAAAAAGGAGAAAGUGGCAAUCAAACGGAUAAACCUUGAGAAAUGUCAAACUAGCAUGGAUGAACUCCUGAAAGAAAUUCAAGCCAUGAGUCAGUGCCAUCAUCCUAAUAUUGUGUCUUACUACACGUCUUUUGUGGUAAAAGAUGAGCUGUGGCUAGUCAUGAAGCUGCUAAGUGGAGGUUCUGUUCUGGAUAUUAUUAAGCACAUUGUGGCAAAGGGGGAACACAAAAGUGGAGUCCUAGAUGAACCUACCAUUGCAACAAUACUCAGAGAAGUGCUGGAAGGAUUGGAAUACUUACAUAAAAAUGGACAGAUUCACAGAGAUGUGAAAGCUGGAAAUAUUCUUCUGGGAGAAGAUGGCUCAGUACAGAUUGCAGAUUUUGGAGUUAGUGCUUUUUUAGCAACUGGUGGUGAUAUUACCCGAAAUAAAGUGAGAAAGACCUUUGUUGGAACCCCUUGCUGGAUGGCACCUGAAGUUAUGGAACAGGUCCGAGGUUAUGAUUUCAAAGCUGACAUCUGGAGUUUUGGGAUCACAGCGAUUGAACUGGCCACAGGAGCAGCUCCUUAUCAUAAAUAUCCGCCAAUGAAGGUUUUAAUGCUGACGCUGCAGAAUGAUCCUCCUUCUUUGGAAACUGGUGUUCAAGAUAAAGAAAUGCUAAAAAAAUAUGGAAAAUCAUUUAGAAAAAUGAUUUCAUUGUGCCUUCAAAAGGAUCCAGAAAAAAGACCAACAGCAGCAGAACUGUUAAGGCACAAAUUUUUCCAAAAAGCAAAGAAUAAAGAAUUUCUUCAAGAAAAACUAUUGCAGAGAGCUCCAACCAUUUCUGAAAGAGCUAAAAAGGUUCGGAGAGUACCAGGUUCCAGUGGCCGUCUUCAUAAGACAGAGGAUGGUGGCUGGGAGUGGAGUGAUGAUGAAUUUGAUGAAGAAAGUGAGGAAGGGAAAGCAGCAAUUUCACAACUCAGGUCUCCCCGAGUGAAGGAAUCAUUAUCAAAUUCUGAGCUCUUUCCAGCAACUGAUCCCGUGGGUACUUUGCUCCAAGUUCCAGAACAGAUUUCCGCUCAUCUACCUCAGCCAGCUGGGCAGAUGCCUGCACAACCAACUCAAGUUUCCCUCCCACCCCCUGCAGAGCCAGCAAAAACAGCUCAGGCUCUGUCUUCAGGAGCAGGUUCACAAGAAACCAAGAUCCCAAUCAGUCUAGUACUAAGAUUAAGGAAUUCAAAAAAAGAACUAAAUGAUAUUCGAUUUGAAUUUACUCCUGGGAGAGAUACAGCAGAGGGUGUGUCUCAGGAACUCAUUUCUGCUGGCCUGGUCGACGGAAGAGAUUUAGUAAUAGUGGCAGCUAAUUUGCAGAAAAUUGUGGAAGAACCUCAGUCAAAUCGAUCUGUCACUUUCAAACUGGCAUCUGGUGUCGAAGGCUCAGAUAUUCCUGAUGACGGUAAACUAAUAGGAUUUGCCCAACUCAGCAUCAGCUAAACCACAGCCCUGGAAAAGGCAGCCUGAGGAGAUUCCACACGAACCUUUGUUAGGAAAAAGCACAGCCUCAGAUGGAGGCAGCCUAAACUGUGUUCUUGUUUUGUUCAUGAUGUUUCUAAGCGUUUUGCUGAAGCUGCUCUCAGGCACCCCUCUUCAUUACUCCCUCCAGAAAGGGUUGCUAGCCUUAACUUCAGCUGGUGCAAAACAUCUGACUGGAGUCGAACUUCAGCCAUCGGAUCCUUCAAAGUGGAACUUUGGACUGUUUUUAGAGAAAACAUCAAGUAAAAGUGUAAAAGUGGCUUGUAAAAGUGAAUUUUCCCAGCAGUGGUUUUUGAACAGGAGAAAUCGUAACUCAUAUCAUUUUGGAAGUAUUUAUUUUCAAAUCUUAAAAAAUUAAAUUGAAGAAGAAACUGCUCCUUGAUCCUCCCUUGGAAAUCAAUUUGCCUGGCCUCCAAGUCAUGAGGAAAUGCAAGGCUGAGAUUUCUGCAGCAAUAAAGGAGACUCACACUGGGCCGGGAGGUCUGCCUUCUGCCCCCUCUCCUGCACUGACCCUUUGGAGGGGGUCCACACUUCUGUGUGCUGAACCUGACCCAAGACGGAAAGUGAAACCACACGUGCCAUGACUUUUAGGAUUUAUGAGUAGACACUGUUCAUUUGAUUUUCUACAGAAAUAAUAUAAAUUAUUCUUUAGGUUUAAAAAAGAGCACUCAUAAUGCAAUAUGUGAAUAAUCAGUGGGGUUGAUUUUUUUUUCCUACUGUUUCACAGUCAGCCUUUGUCUAAUUGUAGGUAGCCCUAACAUUUUGUGUAUGAAAGGGAUACUGCCUUUGUCUAACUGCAAAUAGCCCUAACAAAUUUUGUGUAUGAAAGGGAUACUCAAUCUGGCCUUAAGACAACACACAAAGAUGGGUUUUGGCCCCAUGGAAAAGGGAGAGUUCCCUCCUAGAGAAUCAUUCGAGCCCUUUCCAGUGUUGUUGGUCUGUGAAUAACAAGAUUGCUUUAUCUAAUUUUCUCUUGGAGCAUCUCUGAAAGCUUUGCCCACAACUGACUUGUCACAGUUUUUGUUUCAUUCUGAGCUUGUAGUUUUAGUCAUGGGCUGUCUUCACCUGCCCUGGAUGCAAAGGCAUGUUGGGAAAGGGAUAGAUGUUGGGGAGGAAGAGAGGGAGUGGGGAUUGGGAACAAAGUAGAUUAGAGGCACAGACACCAAAGUCCAUGGUCCCAGCAGGAUUGGUAAAAGGAGGGAGCCUGCUGAACCUGGAGAGAGAAAAGAUUGAUCAGCUUGCUGAAAAAAUAUUUAGCUUUUUUUUUUUUUGGAGGGGGGUUGGGGGGGGAAUGUGGACAAGGAGGUAGGAAUAAGGUAUGAAAAAGAGACAGUGUCCCCUUUGGCACAAGACUAAUAGCUUACCUUAGAGUCUUUUUGGUUUCAAACAAGCCCAUCAUGAUCUACUUAUUUCUGAGUCCAAGGGGUGUUGGCAUCACUCUAUUCUAGCGUUCUGUCUGGAGGUGGUCUGUAGCCCAGGCUGGGAGGAAGCAGCAGCCCAUCCUCCUGUUCAGUUUCUCCAGCUGUCCAUUACGUUUGAACUGCAGUGGGACAAGCAUGACAAUAGAAAUGGGCUUGGGCUUUCUCUUUCUUUUCAGUUCAUUUUUUGCCCUGCUGGGAAUUAGGAGUCAGACACCAAGCCCCAGGACAGUGUUAUUUCUUCUGCAUGAUGAAUGGUGGACUCCCUUUGCUGACUUGUGCAGUGAUGCUGAGAAAAUAAGUGAACAGAAACUUCCCAGGUGGGACAGCACGUGACCUAUUGAGCACCCUCGCUCCUUUCCAGGAGUGGUGGUUCGGGGUGCACCUGUGUCCCUGGGUCCCCAGGAUUCCCUGGUCCCUGGGGCAGGGACUAACUUAGCAGGUAACAUGUGCCAAUGCUAUUUGUGAAAUGUAUGGUCUUUCUAAAUGACUAAUGGAUUUAUUUGGGUUUUUUGCUUAAGUGUUGAACCAAAUUCUAGAGCCAGCUGAUACUAUUUAAUAAUCUGGAAGAUAGAAUAAUGGUGUAUCAAUAAAUGGAGGUUUCUCCUUAUGAUGUAUGCUAGAUUAUGGAAGAUGUAAAAUAUUUGACUCCCCCCCUUUUUUGACUUUGUAUUUUGCUGCAUGUUUCCUUCAUUUUUAAUCAAUAAAGAGUAAAUUGUC
Equus caballus (horse) is the source of this 4123-nucleotide messenger RNA. RefSeq names its product oxidative stress responsive kinase 1 (gene OXSR1). Gene Ontology annotation, biological process: protein phosphorylation. Gene Ontology annotation, cellular component: cytoplasm. The record is from RefSeq and is a predicted model, not a curated record. Gene Ontology annotation, molecular function: protein serine/threonine kinase activity; ATP binding. Lineage: Eukaryota; Metazoa; Chordata; Mammalia; Perissodactyla; Equidae.